AUGGCAUCUCAUUCAAAUAGUGGUUCCUCCAAAACCGUUGACGUGGUAGUCAUCGGCGCGGGACUCAGCGGGCUCCGGGCAGCGUUGGGUGUGCAGGCAGCCGGAUUCUCCUAUGCGGUAGUUGAAGCUACUGACCGUGUAGGAGGGAAGACCUUGACCGUGCCAUCCAAGAAAAGCGGCCCCGGGGUCAACGAUGUCGGCGCCGCCUGGAUCAAUGACACCACUCAAAGCGAGAUUUACAAGCUCGUCCAGAAGUACGGACUGCAAGUGGAGACCCAAGCAAUCCCGGGCCAUGAUAUCUUCCAAAGCCCAGAGGGCUGUGUUUUGUUCAAACACGGUGAACUUCCGGUGAGCGAGGAAGAGAAGGCAGCACUAUCCCAAGUGUUGGCGCAUAUCAAUGAGCUCGUUGCCAAUGUCAAUCUGGAAGACCCCGCCUCGGGUCCCAACGCGAAAGAGCUGGAUAGCGUUACUAUCCAGGAAUACUGUCUGCAGACCUUCCAGUCCGAGUCGAUUGCGGGCCUGUUCGAUACCAUCAUCCAGUCUCUGAUUGGCGUGAAUGGCGACGACGUUAGCAUGUUGGCUUUCUUGCUCUCUCUGAAGGCGGGCCACGGAUUCGAGGCCGUAACUGGGGACGGCAAAGACGGAGGCCAGCAGCUCCGCGUCCGACAGGGCAACCAAAUCAUCUCCCAGAACAUGGCAGCGGAACUAAAGCCCGGUUCCAUCCACCUCUCCAGCCCUGUAACAGAGAUCAACCAGGACCCAGCCACAGGAACCUGCACCGUCCAAACAGCUAACAACACAACCUUCCACGCAAAGAAAGUCAUCCUCUCCGUUGCCACUCCCCUCUAUCAAAAUAUUAAAUUCACACCACCCCUGCCCGAAGAGAAGCAGCUUCUGGCAACAAAAAAUAAACUAGGCUACUACAGCAAAAUCAUCUUCGUCUUUGAGAAGCCCUUCUGGCGAACCGCUGGCCUCACCGGCGCCAUCCAGUCAGAGACGGGCCCCUUCACCUUCACUAUGGAUAACAGCUUCCCAGAUGACGAGCAGUGGUCCAUUGCCUGCUUUACUGUGGGGCGCCGCGGUCGUGAAUGGUCCCUGCUCUCGCAGGACGAGAGACGUCGGACGGCGUGGGAGCAACUCCGCUCCGCGCUGGAGAAUACCGACCUGCCAUCUGGAGAGAAGAUCCAGGUCCCGGAGCCUAUCAACGUGCUCGAGUAUGAGUGGUCCAAGCAGGAUUUCUUCCAUGGUGGGCCGGAGCCGGGUAUGCCCCCGGGUGUGAUUUCUCAGGUCGGCAAGGGUGCCGUGAGGAGGCCGUUUGGAGGUGUGCACUUUGUGGGGACGGAGACUGCGUUGCAAUGGAAGGGGUAUAUGGAGGGUGCGGUGAGGUCGGGAGAUAGAGGUGCCAAGGAGGUUGUUGAGGCACUUAGUAAAUAA
Messenger RNA from Aspergillus bombycis, 1434 nucleotides. Its product is annotated as flavin monoamine oxidase family protein. The coding region runs from base 1 to 1434 and encodes 477 amino acids. The transcript is spliced from 3 exons. Lineage: Eukaryota; Fungi; Ascomycota; Eurotiomycetes; Eurotiales; Aspergillaceae. Gene Ontology annotation, molecular function: oxidoreductase activity. The record is from RefSeq and is a predicted model, not a curated record.